UCUUCUUGUCGACAAGACUCAACUCAAGUCAAUCCCUUUGUUUUUUCCAUUCAAUUUCCUUUACCACACAACACAUCACAUACUACUUUUCUCUCUUUCUUUCUAAUUAACAUUAACAUUUAUAUAUUAACAUACACAUAUCUAUAUCCAUUCAAUUCAAUAUCCUUCACACAUUUUGCUAUGGAGUUUAAGAUACCUCUCUUCUUUGUUCUCUUCACUCUUGUUGUCUCAACUUCUCAAGCCUUCAAGUUUUUCGUUGGUGGAAAGGAUGGAUGGACUCUAAACCCUUCUGAGAAUUACAACCAGUGGGCUGGAAGGAACAGGUUCCAAAUCAGUGACACUAUAGUUUUCAAGUACAAGAAGGGUUCAGACUCGGUGUUGGAAGUGAAGAAAGAAGAUUAUGAAAAGUGCAACAAAACAAACCCAAUCAAGAAGUUCGAAGAUGGUGAAACAGAGUUCACUUUGGACAGAGCAGGGCCAUUCUAUUUCAUCAGUGGAAAAGAUCAAAACUGUGAAAACGGUCAGAAAUUAACCCUUGUUGUUAUAUCUCCACGAACACCAAAAUCUUCUCCUUCACCAAGUGCUGGUGGAUUGUCACCACCUUCACCGUCACCAACGACAACCACUCCAUCACCCUCUGGUUCACCACCAUCUCCAGUGGCUAUUCCUCCAGCAAGCUCCCCUGUUCCGACCAGCGGUCCUACGGCAUCAUCUCCAUCUCCAGUAGUGAGCACACCACCGGCUGGUGGACCUAUGGCAUCAUCUCCUUCUCCAGUUGUCAGCACACCUCCGGCUGGUGGACCUAUGGCUUCAUCUCCUUCUCCGGCAGGUGGACCACCAGCUCUUUCACCAGCAGGUGGUCCAUCUACCGCAGCAGGUGGUCCUCCGGCACCAGGACCUGGUGGAGCAGCGACUUCACCAGGACCCGGGGGAGCAGGGGCAUCAGGACCCGGGGGAGCAGCAGCUGCACCGGGGUCACCAGGAUCUAAUUCAACUGCACCAUCGGGUAACAGUGGUUCGUUUGUAGCUCCUUCGAACUUUCUGGUGUAUUCCGUAACCCUUGCCGUUGGUGCUCUGUUUUUGAGUUACUGAAACAUUUUGGGUUGGAAGAUGAAAGAGAGACUUGCAUAAAUUAGUGAUAUCACUGAUAUGUUGUUUUGUAUGUAAUAAAUUAUUCGGGGAUUUGUAGCCUGAUUUUGCUAUCAUUUUUAGUUUUUUGUCUCUUUGGCUAUUGUUAUUCAUGUUCUGAAUUCUGAAUUCGUGAGAUGAUGAUUUGUUGUAUAUUGAUACUAUGAUAUUUGUGUAUCAUUGUUAUGUUCUUUGUAUAAUAACAAUAAAAUGGAUUAGGAUUUUUUUUC
This is a messenger RNA of Medicago truncatula (barrel medic), 1358 nucleotides long. Its product is annotated as early nodulin-like protein 2. Gene Ontology annotation, molecular function: electron transfer activity. Gene Ontology annotation, cellular component: plasma membrane. NCBI's taxonomy places the organism in Eukaryota, Viridiplantae, Streptophyta, Magnoliopsida, Fabales, Fabaceae. The transcript has 2 exons. The coding region runs from base 181 to 1092 and encodes 303 amino acids. The record is from RefSeq and is a predicted model, not a curated record.